UCCCGGAAUCAAUGGCGUAAUGCGGCGCCGCAGUCGUCCCCAGCAUCCAGAGGUGUGUCGACAUCACAUCAUCUCCCGUUUAAAUACGACGUUAACCCCAGAACCGGAAAAACCGUGCCUAAAAUGUGACCACUUCGGGCUCCGGGUGUUGCAAAUCGCGAGAUUGGCACUCGUGGAAUUUCGUCUACAUGAAGAAACACAAAAGGUUCAAACGCUGAGAAAUGACGGCCUCCACCACCACCGUCGAGACCUCUUCGAACUUUUCGCGAAAAUUUCUAGAACCAACUCCGGCGCUUAAUCAAACACAAAAGUCAAUUAAAGAGCUGUUCUACAACGGGACGGGGUAUUACAUAGAGGAUGAAGUGGACACAGGUCUGAAUGAUCUCCAAACGUUGUUCCUAGCUUGUUUUGCCACAUUAAUUCCGUUAGUUAUUUCGUUGCUCACAGCAUUUGGAAUAAGGGUACUUUGGACCAAAUACAAAAGACAAAAGGAAAAUUCCAAGUAUGAUGGCAUGGCCAAAAGGGACGCCUCGGACGAUAACGCCAAGCCCUUGCACUCGCAUUUGCUGAACAGCGACAAGAAAUGCGAGACGCAUCUGGCGAUAACCACCGAGGAAGUCGAGGUGUGUGACGACACAGGUGUGAGCCAAAUAAGGAGCAACAACCACUCCAGCACCAAUGGCAGCAUCAUCACCAUGACCCUGAAGAACAACCACCUAAUCGUCGAAACGGAGGAGAGAAACGACAUCGAGGAAGACAGUCGUGAAACAACAAUGAAGUACUCUCCAGGGGCGCGGGAUGGGGUUUUUGUGGUGGAGGUGCAGCAGGGAGUGAGGAGGAGUCCCGGGUCGGGGCCGCAGUCGGGGGCUGAUCCCGAAUUGUCGGUUUCAGUGAGCGAUCAGUGCGCUCUGGUGCAUAAUCCUCCAGACAGGUACAGUGACGACGAAACGUUGGAGGAAUGCGACGACUACUACAUAGAAACAGCAUCUCCGGCACGUGCCACCCCCGACUCCCUGGUGGCGCAGAUCAGGACCGGCUUGGCCCAAUCGGACCCCACCCUGAACGAGGAGCACCCCAGCUACAGCUACAGCACCCAGCAGUGCUACGACAGCGGCUUCUACGGCUACCACAUCUACAACGGCUACAUCAACGACGAGCCCCUGCAGCGUCUCAAGGCCGCCAGCACCAAGCCCAAGAUCACGGCCGCCGUGUACAAGAACCGCGCUGAAGACGACGUCCACAUUUUCGCCAACGACAUAUCGUACACGACGGAACCGGAUGUCGGGUCUGGAGAGUACGAAAAUAAAGGCUUCGACUAAGAUUUUUGGGAGCGCGAUGACCCCAAGGUCUUUAAACCUUAUUUGAACAGGUUCUCGUCUUCCAACAAACCCUUAGAGUGCAUGGCGGGAAUUAUCUGCAUUUUUGCUGCGUUGAGACGACUGGAUGGAGGACCAAGUGUAGAUCACUUUUCUAGAUGUCUCUAAUGCUUUCGAUGUAUUAUACAAGUGCAAAACACAUAGAGUGAGAAUUUUAGAUUCGGUCGCUGAUGCGGCCAAUCAGCCUUUUAUGUUGUACUUGUGUAUAUAGUUUGUAGCGUUUUUUUCUAAUGCACCUCAGCUGGAAUUUGCACUCUUUAGACGAAUAGGAGUUUUGUUGGGUUGGGAUGGAAAGUGUUGUAUUUUUUUAUUACUGUAUACAUUGUACAUAGGUUAUGAUUACCGUCCGAUUUCUCUGAGGAUAACUCAUUGUAAAUAUGUUAUUGGCAUUUUUUUGCAUUACAAUCGGUUCGGUGGCAAGAGCAGGGCGAAUUUUACAGGGUUGAAGGACCAACUAGGUAAAGCACGACCAAAUUUACACAGAAACAAACUUAGAAAACUGAGAAAUUUAAAAAGGGAAAUUUUAACACCUAGAAAUAAUGAAAAAAUGUUAAAAAAAAUUCUGAAUAAAAACUAAAAACUUGUAAAAACUACUAAUAAAGUGACAAAAUGCAAAUAUAUUGACCACUUUUAAGAUAUAUUUACUUGUUCCGAAUUGUUGAAAUUAUUGUAAAAAGAUUUUAAGUUUUCUCAAAAUUUUAAUAAGUAUAGUUUUUUUCUUACAAAAAGUUAAGUUUCUUUAGACCAAAAAUAAAUAAUUUGUUAUUUAAAAAAAUAAAAAAUAAAUAGGUUGGCAACUCUGAAUAAGCAAUGACAGUGAAUUCGAGAUACUUAUCUAAAAAAAAACUUUCAAGAAAAGUACGAAUGACUUGAACUUAGAUGCCGCUAGGAAUGCUGUGUAUUUAUAAAAAUUUAUAUCAUUAUGGACUGCGAUUGUAGAAUUAAGUUUUUAUUUAAGAAAGACAAAAGAUAUAAAAUUCAUGUGUAAAUGCGAUAAAAAAAUUCUUGAUGUAUUUCUGUUACUAAAGUUACUAAAGACAUUUUUUUUGAAACAAAAAAUAAUAAAAAAGUAAUCAAAACUCAUCAAUCAAUUGGUCUCAUUUGUUCACAAAUGUUUAAAAAUUUGCUGUCUUAGCUUGUCAAAAAUUAAAUUACCAACAUAACAAAUACUAUUUUUAUUGUGAAAAAUUUUAAACGAUUAUAAACAGAAUAUAAAUAUAAUUCUGACAAUUUUUAGUGACUUAAACAGUUACGUUUUUUUUUUGAAUGGUAGUUGUAUAGAAAACUAGUUUUAAAGGCCAACCCAGAAUACAAUUUUUUUUGGAAAAUUCUUUUACAUAAAAUUAAAAUCGAACUCAUAUUUUAACUAAUUGUCUCAAACAUGUCUAUCAAUACUUAAAAAUUAAAUGUCAACUUUGUCGAAAAUCAGAAUUACCAAUUUCUCAAAAAAUACUUUUACUGUGACAUAUUGAAAACUUUUAGACAAGAUUCUAAAUAAAAUAAAAAUAAAACUCUUAAAAUUAUUAGUGACCUAAACAAUUACAAUUUGUUUUUCAAUAAAUGACAGUGUAUAAAAAAUUGGUGUUUUUAUGGCCAACCCAGAAUACAAAUUUUUUUGAGGAAAUUUUUUACACAAAAUUAAAAUUGAAACUAUUAUUUUAAUCAUAAAUAUAUCUGUAAAUACUUAAAAAUUAAAUCUCAAUUUUGACAAAAACCAGAGUUACCAAGUUCUCAAAAAAAAAAAAUGUUCUGUGACAAAUUGAAAAUUUUUAAACGAGAUUGUUCUAAAUAAAAUAAAAAUAAAAUUCUGACAAUUAUUAGUGUUCUAAACAACUACGACUUGUUUUUUCUUAUAAAUGACAGUAGUGUAAAAAAUUGGAGUUUUCGUGGCCAACUCAGAAUACAAUUUUUUUUGAAAAAUUUUUUAACACAAAAUUGAAACCGAAGCUAUUUUUUAAUCAAUUGUCGAAAAUAUGUAUACAAAUAAUUAAAAAUCAACCGUCAACACUCUAUCAAGAACCAAAAUUACCAACUUCAGAAAAAUAUUUUUACUGUGACACAAUAAAACAUUCUACACGAGAUUCUAAACAAAAUAAAAAUAAAAUUCUGACAAUUUUUAGUGACCCAGACAAUUACGAUUUGUUUUUUUAUAACUGAAAGUCGAAUAAAAAAUUGAGUUUUAAUGACCAACGCAGAAUACAAUUUUUUUUUUAAAUUUUACCAAAAAAUUAAAAUUGAAACGAUUGUUUGUCAAAGUAUGACUACAAAUACUUAAAAAUUAGCUGCAACUCUGUCAAAAGCUGGAAUUACAAACUUCACAAAAAUACUUUUGUUGUAGUAAAAGUCUUCGAAAUUAAUAAAAAACACAACUUUUAAUAACAGAAUAAUUACUGUUAGCUAUUUUAAGGGUGCCAAUUAAAAAGUAAUUAUUUAAAAAGAUUUUAGUAUCACCUUGUAUAAUAAAUAAAACUUUUCACGAAAUAAUGACAUUUUAAUAAAAAUACCACAGCAUUGCACUUAUAAUUAAAACUGAAUGAUAAUUUUUAAGAAUUUCAAAUUACUUUAUUAAAUAAUUAAAUUUAAGGUUUUGGUUCUUUAGAGGCUUGGGGACAAUAAUGUCAGUGUUUCGGUGGUUGAUGGGUAAUUACAAAUUCGUUGUAAUUAUCGUGUUAGAGCAGCGUCCUGUCGAACAACCCUAAUUACGAGUCGUUGGAGCGAAUUAAAAAUCAAAGUGCAAAGAAAUGCUUUAUUUGUUUACGUCUGCACCUCCACUUGCCACCGAAACGGAUUCGCAUCUAUUUAAAGUAAUGUUAGUAUGUUUUUGCCAAAAUCUAGUAAAUUUAGGGACGAGUUACCACCACAAGGGAACAAGCGCUCGGAUUUAUUUCGGGUGUUAGUUGGUUGCGAAAAAAUAAAACCGUGAGAGAAA
This is a messenger RNA of Tribolium castaneum (red flour beetle), 4305 nucleotides long. RefSeq lists its product as uncharacterized. The transcript has 7 exons. NCBI's taxonomy places the organism in Eukaryota, Metazoa, Arthropoda, Insecta, Coleoptera, Tenebrionidae. The record is from RefSeq and is a predicted model, not a curated record. Bases 222 to 1319 code for a protein of 365 amino acids.